AAAUGUCACGCUGCAAUGUAUGGUGAAGUCGGAAACAGGAAACUGCAACCUCGAGCUGCCAAGGUGGUGGUACAACUCAGACGCUCGGAGAUGCGAACAGUUCGUCUACAGCGGCUGCGGCGGCAACGCAAACCUAUAUAAGACAAAGGAAGAGUGUGAGGAGACAUGCAUAGAUGUAAAGGAACCUGGGCUCACUCAGCAGGACAGCGGAGUGGUGCAUGACUUGCCUGAAGGGCUACUGCACGAAGUGUGUCUUCGUCCGCCCCACCGUGGACCAUGUCUGGGAAACUUGGAGAGAUUCUACUACAACUACGGUAGUAAUACAUGCAAACCUUUUGUGUACGGAGGCUGCGGCAGCAACGGGAACAACUUUGAGACAAAACUCGAUUGCAUGAAGAGUUGCAGCAAACAUCUUUAAGGGUAGAAAGUGUCACAUACUUUCCUACAC
Messenger RNA from Rhipicephalus sanguineus (brown dog tick), 448 nucleotides. Its product is annotated as carboxypeptidase inhibitor SmCI. Bases 20 to 418 code for a protein of 132 amino acids. Lineage: Eukaryota; Metazoa; Arthropoda; Arachnida; Ixodida; Ixodidae. Gene Ontology annotation, molecular function: serine-type endopeptidase inhibitor activity. The transcript has 3 exons. The record is from RefSeq and is a predicted model, not a curated record.